This is a messenger RNA of Leishmania mexicana MHOM/GT/2001/U1103, 1782 nucleotides long. RefSeq lists its product as hypothetical. The transcript has a single exon. The annotation marks the transcript as partial. Gene Ontology annotation, molecular function: metal ion binding. NCBI's taxonomy places the organism in Eukaryota, Euglenozoa, Kinetoplastea, Trypanosomatida, Trypanosomatidae. The record is from RefSeq and is a predicted model, not a curated record.
CCGACAACCACCAACGCGCCGCAAACACCAACUCAGCAGCAACAGCAGCAGCUCGCUGGACGCGGUACAGUCUACUCGUUGGUGGAUGCGUGCGGUGCGCAGCUGCAACGCCAGACUGCCCCGCCGCAGCAAGCUCCGAUGAGCGGCGUGCCGUUUGGGGCCUUUGAUGGCGCUUCCAUUGUUCCAUAUGAGGUCUUCAUGCAGCAUCAGCAUCAGCAUCAGCAGCAGCAGCAACUCGCGGCUGCCGGCAAGCCCACCGCUGUCCACACGCAGGAUGGCUUAAAGUAUUACCUGUUUUCUUCUACAGGUGCACCCGUGAUGGCUUCCGCUGGCCCUGCAGCGGCAACACAGGCCAAUAUCAUGCAGAUGCAGCAGCACGGUGCCACUCUCUACACUCUCGAGUCGAAUGGCACCACCACGACGCUGACCUCCACGCCGCCUGCCGGUGGUCUCUUCCCAGGUGCAGCAGCAGCGAACGGCUCCGCGCCGUCUGGAGAGUACCCGUUCUACACCGCAGCGACCGGAUUCUUGAGCAGCGGCCCGCUCGGUAUGGCACCGGCAACUGUCGGUGGCGCCUCGGUAACCCCUUAUGCGAUACCGGGCCACAUGUCCAGUGCCUCCCCGCGCGCCCGCGGCGCUGUCAACGGCUCCCCCGCUGCGAUUUCAGGCAACCAGCACCACUCCAACAGCGGCACCAACAGCAGCGCGUCCACCCGCCGUGAGAACCAGGCCACGCUUCAUGAGAUGCUAACGACGAAGACGACGCUUGAGGUGUUUGACCCCGACUUUAAGUUAAUCUACAAUGUGCCCACGAACUGCGUGGUUCACUUGCCACCUGCGCGGCUGAACAUCACCCGCCUUGUGCUGUGCCGCAACUACCGCCCGCAUGAGCCGCAGAGCUGCGCGAUGGGAAGCAGCUGCAAGUUUGUGCACGCAGACUGCAACUACGCAAGGCUUGAGGCGCACCCGAUUCACGUGAACUACAUCUGGCGCCACGAGACUCUCUGCACGUACCCGCGCAUGCCGGCCGGCGAGAAGCUGGAGGUGGUGCAGCCGGACGGUCAUAGUAUUGCCAUUCCCUCCGAGAGGAUUCUCUUGACGGCUGGCGCGGCAGCACACGCAGAGGCGGGAAAGACGACGCUGACGUGCUGCGACAGCUACGAAAACAGUGGCAUGUGCAACUGCGGCGAGCGCUGCAGCUUCAUCCACGCUGUGCACGUGGACCCGAACGUGCAGGGCGACUUCAAGCGCGCACCUCGUAAGCGAGAUGGGCAGAGCAGCAACACCAACAACAAUACCAGCAGCAUUUCGCACAACGCGAUUCAGUGCAGCAGUAACAACGGCAACAGCGGCGCGAGCAACGGUGAAGCGAGCGGGCGGGUGCAACGGAGUGGUAGCUCCCCCACCCUGGAGCAGCUACCGCAGCGCCGCCAGACCAAUUCUCCCGACACGGUGAACAGCAACUCCAGCAAUGCGACGAAUGCAACCGUGCUGAACGGCGCGAAGCCCAACAAGGCGACGCCCACCCCAGUCGAGGGGAUCUUGAACACGUCCGCGUCUGCAAAGCUUCAGGAGGCCGUAGCGCAGCAGCUGCACGCAGCGGGGAGCACGAACUUGCACUCGGUGACUCCGUCCUUCUCCAUUUCCCUCACGCCCUUCGCCAUCAAGACGUUGACGAGCACUCAGUCUCUCGGGACGCUUUUGUAUCUGCCGCGCGGGGCCUCUGAGGCUACGGUGCUCGGGCCCGUUGGUGCCGGCGAGAUGUCGCAGUCGUCUCCUUGA